Messenger RNA from Amblyraja radiata (thorny skate), 2438 nucleotides. RefSeq names its product X-prolyl aminopeptidase (aminopeptidase P) 2, membrane-bound (gene xpnpep2). NCBI's taxonomy places the organism in Eukaryota, Metazoa, Chordata, Chondrichthyes, Rajiformes, Rajidae. The record is from RefSeq and is a predicted model, not a curated record. Bases 186 to 2234 code for a protein of 682 amino acids. The transcript is spliced from 22 exons. Gene Ontology annotation, molecular function: metalloaminopeptidase activity.
AGAAGGACGCAGCCAAUAACCAGCUCUCACUGUAUGGAUAAAACUGGUCUAAUAUCUCCAGUGGAUUAUCUUUGUGGAUUAGAGGCCUGACAAGCACGGCAGUGAAAGAGUGGAGACAAACAGUAAAUGCAGAAGCAUUGACUGUGCUGACUCCAUUGUGUAAGCUAGCAAGCUUCAUUUAAAGUAUGAAACUUUUCUGGAUUGCAGUCUGGACAUGGAUUCUGGUACUAGAAGGUUUGCUCUUGUUGACAAGCAGUCAUCCUGUUCAUUCAGAUGAACGCAAUGCCGCUCUGAUGAGAAAUUGCACUGCAAAGCCUCCCUACGUGCCUUCCAACAUAGUCAACACCACAGUCCGUUUAAAUGCUCUCAGGAAUUUGAUGGAUGGACACAAUAUCAGUAUUUAUGUGAUUCCUGCCACCGACCCUCAUUUGAGUGAGUAUAUUAGCCCUCGGUAUGCACGAAGAGCCUGGAUGACGGGAUUCAAAGGAUCUGCAGGUAUUGCAGUAGUCAGUAAGACAAAUGCCGUACUCUGGACAGAUGGACGGUACUGGAUUCAAGCUGAACGCCAGAUGGACUGCAACUGGGAGCUCAACAGAGGGGAGACAACGAUUGUCAAUUGGAUUCUGCAACAAACAAAAGAGGGAGAAAUAAUCGCUGCUGAUCCCUUUCUGUUUUCAGUUGAGCAUUGGAUGAGUUAUGAAAAGGCUUUUGUUCAAGGCAAACGACAAUUUGUUUCCAAAGAAUCCAACUUAGUAGAUAUUAUCUGGGGUGAAGAACGACCACCUGAACCGACAGACAAUAUUUUCAAAAUUCCUUCUGAAUUCCUCGGAAGAACAUGGCAAGAAAAGGUGAAAGAAAUCCGUGCACAGAUGAAAAAUAACCCUUACCAGCCAACAGCACUGUUAAUCUCGGCACUGGAUGAAAGUGCAUGGCUGUUCAACUUACGAGGGAACGACAUUGCAUACAAUCCUUUCUUCGAAUCUUACACAUUGUUGACUGCAGAUUGGAUCAGACUGUUUGUGAAUGAAUCACGACUGCCUCCAGACAUUAAAGAAUACUUGAAUGCGCAUUGUACCACAGCUGAGUGCGUGCAACUGAAGCCCUAUGACCAAAUCCAACAAAAUGUGGAUGAAUAUGCUAAAGGAAACGUUACCAUCUGGAUCGGUCAAGAAUACACAACCUAUAGUGUUUAUAAAGUCAUUCCUGAGUCAAAAUUAGUCAUUGAUAUGUACUCUCCAGUUCAGAUUUCCAAGGCUACUAAGGAUGCAACGGAGCAGAAAGGGAUGAAAAGAGCCCAUGUGCGUGAUGCAGUCGCUGUCAUUAGUUACUUUGUGUGGCUGGAAAAAACUAUUCCAAAAGGAACCGAGACUGAACUCUCAGGUGCACAUUACUUAAACAAGUUGCGCAGUGAGCAGAAUCAUUCCAAAGGGCCCAGCUUCGAGACCAUCUCAGCCAGUGGGUUGAAUGCAGCUCUUGCACACUACAGUCCCAAUGAAGAAAACCAAAGAAAGCUGACACCAGAUGAGAUGUACUUGGUUGAUUCUGGAGGACAGUACCUAGAUGGAACAACAGAUAUUACCCGUACAGUACAUUGGGGAAUACCAACUGAUUUUCAAAAGGAAGCUUACACUCGCGUGCUAAUGGGACAGAUUGACACGGCUCGAUCUAUCUUCCCUGCCAGAACAAUGGGAGAUUCACUUGAUGUAUGGGCUCGACAUUCAUUGUGGGAAGUAGGAUUGAACUACAGGCAUGGAACUGGACACGGGAUUGGCAACUUCCUUGGUGUUCAUGAAUGGCCAGUUGGCAUUGGGAGUGGUCAAACGUGGUCAUUGGAUGAGGGAAUGUUUACAUCUAUAGAACCUGGCUAUUAUCAAGAUAAUGAAUUUGGAAUUCGGAUUGAAGAUAUUGUCAUGGUAGUAAAGGCAGACACUAAGCAUAUGUUUGGUGGAAUACCCUACAUGACCUUUGAACACAUAUCUCUUGUUCCUUAUGAAAGAAAAUUGAUUGAUCUGUCCAUUUUAAAUGAGCAGCAGAUUCACUGGCUUAACAAUUAUUAUAACAAGAUCUGGAAGAUAGUAUCCCCUGAGCUAUACGCACAAAACCUAAUGGAAGAAUAUAACUGGCUUCAGAAACACACUCAACUAUUUUCACACAGUGCUUUUGUGACAUUAUCAUUUCCUCUUUUGGUUGGAGUCAUGUUGGGAAAUUUAAUAUUACAGGAAAAACUUCAAUAGUAAUCCUUAAAAUUCAUAAACCUAACCUUUUUCACAGACCUUUCAGUUUUGAUUAGUGAUAAAGUGCAGAAACAGCCCAUCAGGUCACCGAGUCCAUGCCGACUAUCAAUCACCACACACUUACACUAUCCUACGCACACUAGGGACAAUUUAUAAUUUUACCAAGCCAAUUAACCUGUACAUCUUUAGAGUGUGGGAGGAAAC